GCGGCCGCCCCUGCUAGCGGGAGCCCCGGUGCGGGCCGAGGAGGACGAGGCGGCGUCCCGGCCGCGGCGGCAGCAGCAGCAGCAGCAACAGCAGGAGGAGCCCGUGGCCGCCCCCUCCCCCCGCCGCAGCCCCGUCCUGCCCCCCCCCGCGCUCCGCAGCACCAACAUGUCGGCGCCGGCGGCCAAAGUCAGCAAGAAGGAGCUGAACUCCAACCACGAUGGGGCCGACGAGACCUCAGAAAAAGAGCAACAGGAAGCAAUUGAACAUAUUGAUGAAGUACAGAAUGAAAUAGACAGACUGAAUGAACAAGCCAGUGAGGAAAUUUUGAAAGUAGAACAGAAAUACAACAAACUCCGCCAACCAUUCUUCCAGAAGAGGUCAGAAUUGAUCGCCAAAAUCCCAAACUUCUGGGUAACAACAUUCGUCAAUCACCCACAAGUUUCUGCACUGUUGGGGGAAGAAGAUGAGGAAGCACUGCAUUAUUUGACCAGAGUGGAGGUGACAGAGUUUGAAGACAUCAAAUCAGGUUACAGAAUAGAUUUUUAUUUUGAUGAGAAUCCAUAUUUUGAAAAUAAAGUUCUCUCCAAAGAGUUUCACCUGAACGAGAGUGGUGAUCCGUCUUCAAAAUCAACUGAGAUCAAGUGGAAAUCUGGGAAAGAUCUGACAAAGCGUUCAAGCCAGACACAGAACAAGGCCAGUAGGAAGAGGCAGCAUGAAGAACCAGAAAGUUUCUUCACUUGGUUCACUGACCACUCCGAUGCUGGUGCUGAUGAAUUAGGAGAGGUCAUCAAGGAUGACAUCUGGCCAAAUCCAUUACAGUACUACUUGGUUCCUGAUAUGGAUGAUGAAGAAGGGGAAGGAGAGGAGGAUGAUGACGAUGAUGAAGAGGAGGAAGGAUUGGAAGAUAUUGAUGAAGAAGGAGAUGAAGAUGAGGGGGAGGAAGAUGAAGAUGAUGAUGAGGGAGAAGAAGGGGAGGAGGAUGAAGGAGAAGAUGACUAACUGAACACUGAUGGAUUCCAACCCUCCCCCCUUUUUACCUUUUUAAUUUUUUCUCCAGUCCCUGGGAGCAAGUUGCUGUCUUUUUUUUCUUGUGCUCAGUCGCCUUGUUCUCUUGAGGUCUCUUUUUCUCUCCUCUACACCAUGGUUCACAAUUUAUUUUGGGGGAAAUACUUUGAGCAGAAUACAGUGGGAAAAAAUCUCUACCAGUUUCUGUUCCGAGUUCAUUUUUAUCCCUUUCUGUCUCAAAACAAAAACUGUUUAUGGAAUCAACACACCAUGUUCUGUGGGAAAAAAGAAAACCUUCUGCUCCCUUCACUCUGCUGGAAGCUGAAGAGUGCUAGGCCCCUGUGUAGUAGUGCAUAGAAUCUAGCUUUUUUCCUUCUUUCUCUGUAUAUUGGGCUCAGAGAUUACACUGUGUCUCUAUGUGAAUAUGGACAGUUAGCAUUUACCAACAUGUAUCUGUCUACUUUCUCUUGUUUAAAAAAAUGAAAAAAAAAUAAAUAAAAAAAAUGGGGUAUAGAGGGUCAGCAAGGGUGGGUUUCAGAUGUUUGGGUGGGUUAAGUGGGCAUUUUGACAACAUGGCUUAUUCUCCUUUGGCAUGUUUAAUUGUGAUGUUUAACAAACAUCCUUGCAGUUUAAGAUGACACUUUUAAAAUAAAAUCUUCUCCUAAUGAUGACUUUGAGCCCUGCCACUUGAUGGAGAAUCAGCAGAACCUGUAGGAUCCUAUUUGGAAUUGACAUUCUCUAUUGUAAUUUUGUUCUUGUUUAUUUUUAAAAUCUUCUUUUUUUUUUUUUUUUGUUUCACUGGAAAGGAAAGAAAGAUGCUCAGUUUUAAACGUUAAAGUGUACAAGUUGCUUUGUUACAAUAAAACUAAAUGUGUACACAAA
Messenger RNA from Alligator mississippiensis (American alligator), 1888 nucleotides. It is a transcript of the gene SET, whose product is annotated as SET nuclear proto-oncogene. The coding region runs from base 167 to 1000 and encodes 277 amino acids. Gene Ontology annotation, biological process: nucleosome assembly. Gene Ontology annotation, molecular function: chromatin binding; histone binding. The transcript has 8 exons. Gene Ontology annotation, cellular component: nucleus; chromatin. NCBI's taxonomy places the organism in Eukaryota, Metazoa, Chordata, Crocodylia, Alligatoridae. The record is from RefSeq and is a predicted model, not a curated record.